Messenger RNA from Nannospalax galili (Upper Galilee mountains blind mole rat), 2465 nucleotides. It is a transcript of the gene Abhd17b, whose product is annotated as abhydrolase domain containing 17B. Bases 284 to 1150 code for a protein of 288 amino acids. Gene Ontology annotation, biological process: protein depalmitoylation. Lineage: Eukaryota; Metazoa; Chordata; Mammalia; Rodentia; Spalacidae. Gene Ontology annotation, cellular component: plasma membrane; endosome membrane. Gene Ontology annotation, molecular function: palmitoyl-(protein) hydrolase activity. The record is from RefSeq and is a predicted model, not a curated record. The transcript is spliced from 4 exons.
AUUUUAGACUUCCUACCAGUAGUGAAGGAAUGAGCUAGAUCAGUGUUUGAAGUUUGCAUCUGCCACUUAUGCUUUGAAAAGUAAUGAGAUUAUGAAGAAAGUCAAGAGCUAAAGACAUGGCUCGGCAGUUGAAGAGCAUUGGCUGCUCCUGUAGAAAACCCAGGCUUGGUUCCCAGCACCCACAUGGUGGCUAACAACUGUUUGUAACUCCAGUUCCAGGAGAUCCAACACCCUCUUCUGAGUUCUGUGGGCACAAGGCACACAAGUGGUGUACAUACAUAAAAUGAAUAAUCUUUCAUUUAGUGAACUAUGCUGCCUCUUCUGCUGUCCACCUUGCCCAGGGAAAAUUGCUUCAAAAUUAGCAUUUUUGCCACCUGAUCCAACUUAUACACUAAUGUGUGACGAAAGUGGAAGCCGCUGGACAUUACACCUGUCAGAACGUGCAGACUGGCAGUACUCAUCUAGAGAAAAGGAUGCUAUUGAGUGUUUCAUGACUAGAACCAGUAAAGGCAACAGAAUCGCAUGUAUGUUUGUGCGUUGUUCACCCAAUGCCAAAUAUACCUUGCUCUUCUCACAUGGAAAUGCUGUCGAUCUUGGUCAAAUGAGCAGCUUUUACAUAGGUCUGGGAUCACGGAUUAAUUGUAAUAUAUUCUCAUAUGAUUACUCUGGAUAUGGUGCAAGUUCUGGGAAGCCAACAGAGAAGAAUCUCUAUGCAGAUAUUGAAGCUGCUUGGCUGGCUCUUAGGACAAGAUACGGCAUUCGUCCUGAAAAUGUGAUUAUAUAUGGCCAAAGUAUAGGGACAGUACCGUCUGUGGAUCUUGCUGCUCGUUACGAGAGUGCUGCUGUUAUUCUUCAUUCUCCAUUGACCUCGGGGAUGCGUGUUGCUUUUCCUGAUACCAAGAAGACCUACUGUUUCGAUGCAUUCCCAAAUAUUGAUAAAAUCUCUAAGAUAACCUCUCCAGUAUUAAUAAUUCAUGGGACUGAGGAUGAAGUCAUUGACUUUUCACAUGGCCUUGCGUUGUUUGAGCGUUGCCAGAGACCUGUGGAGCCUCUGUGGGUUGAAGGAGCAGGACACAAUGAUGUGGAACUUUAUGGACAAUACCUUGAAAGAUUAAAACAGUUUGUGUCACAGGAACUGGUAAAUUUGUAAAAUACUCUGUAAAUUUACUUACUGGGUUUUCUUUUCUUGCUGAACUGCAUUCUUUGGUAAAUAACAUAAAACCUGAAGGUUUUGUUUGCAAAUCAUGUAAGUUGCCUUCCUAAAUGUACAGGUAAUGAUUUGUUAACAGACUUAAUGAAGGUUUUAAUUACCAGAACAAGAAACUGGAAAUAACAAUAUCAUGCAGUCAGGCUGUGUAAUUUAUAUUUUUUCUGUGAAUUUUUUUUAAACAUCAAGAUGAGUACUGUAUGAAAUUUUAAUUCUAUAAAAUCAGAUGCUGUAAAAGUAUUGCCAAAUGCUUUUGCAUAUCAAUUAAAUUUAUAAAUAUUUUUAAAACAUCUCAAUGUACUAAAUAUCCUGGUAUAUAAAUGUAAUAUUCUUUCAAAAAGCUGUAUAUCUAAAGCAGUUCAAGUACUCAGAGUAAACUGUAAAAAAUAAAAAUAAAAAACAACAAAAACCACUCAAGUUGACUAGAGUUGACCUAAACCCUGUUGUACAGGGAUAGAGGCUUUAAUGGUUAUUUUAUUGUAAAAUACAUUGACUUUUCUGUAUUCUCUGGUUAUAAUACACUUAUCCUAAAAAAAUGAAGUCUUACUUUUUAUGCCAUCUGUUUGUUUACCAUCUGGUCACCUUGUAAAUGAGAAGUCCCGAUGGCACUGGAUUUUAACUAGUUUUGAUUUAUGUUUGGUACUGUGAGACAACUACUUAACAUUGACAUUCAGUUAUUUAAAAGGCUAUAUUUAGGGCUUCAGGAAAGAUUUUUGUAUGCAAUGUUGUUUUAAAUUUUGACUAAUCUCAUAGAAUUGUAGUAGUCUUCCUUAUAUGAAUACUUGAAAGUCUGUUAGUUAUUUUUCAAGAUCAAGGACAGACUGGCUGUUUGCUCCCUUUUCACUCUGGCUGUUUUUAAGUGUAGGGCCUAUUCUUUUGGAUUACUCUCUGAAAAUUUCAUGAAUUCACUCCAGAAUAGAGGAAAUAAGAAAACAUGUAAUUAAGUUUUAUAUUAACCAGUAUAGUAAAAACUAAAGCUCACACACAAAAACUAAGUUGCCUUUCCUUGAAUGAAACCUGCCUGAAUUAAACAAUGAAAGAAAAUAAAACUAACAGUAUGUAGUCUAAUUUCUAAUGAAUGAAAAUUGAAAUAAUACACACUGUGGAUGUUUUUUAAGGCCUUAUGUAGUUUUAAUUGUUCUGCUUGUUCUGUGGUUAUGUCUAAGACUAUAGUAUAUGAUUCUCUUCAAAGUAUAUCAAGUAUUGUGAAUGCUUUGGUUCUGAUGUGUCAAAUUAACAGUAAAACAACAAAUACAUC